GCGCGCGUGGCUUCCGAAUACGGCAAGGCCCAUUUGUCAAACUUCACCUUGAUCCGGCUCGGCCAUCUCACUCGCGACCCCAACGGGCCCACCCCUUGUUCAGGCAUCUUCUCCGCCUGCACCUGCGUCAUAUCCUUGGUGUUGGGAAUACUGCCUCUGGCUGAACGAGAAUCUUUUACCAAUCAUCCCCACAUCUUCACGUCGUACCAAGCAGCGGGUAGACAUGUUCUCAGCCAGUAUGGCACAAAGCCCGCCGUUGACUGCCCUCGAGGCCCUGUCGGGCGUCUUCGGCUCCAUAUCGCUGGCUUCCUGGAUCUUCCUUCUGGUCCCGCAAUUGCUAGAAAACUACAAGUCCGGUUCUGCAGACGGCAUCUCCCUCGCCUUCCUCACAGUCUGGUUCAUAGGCGACAUCACCAACCUCGCUGGCGCAACAUGGGCUGGCCUCGUCCCCACCGUCAUCGCCCUCGCAAUCUACUUCUGCUUCGCUGACCUGAUCCUCAUCUCGCAAUGCGUCUACUACAACAUGAAGAACUCGAAACGAACGCGCAAGACGUCGACGAGAAGCCAGGAUAGCGUCGAGGCACCCCUCCUCGGCCGGAGGGACUCGAGCAACAUCGGUCUGCCGGGCAGCCAUAGAAGGGACUCGGCCGCGAGUCGCAGGCGCAGGGCGAGUUCGCUACCCACCAUCAUGGACGUCGACGAGGGCGGCAGCGAGUGGAUAAAGAAUGCCUUGUCCAUAAUCGGUGUCUGCGUCGUCGGUGCUGCGGGCUGGGCCAUUGCCUGGAAGACGGGUGUAUGGGUUCCGCAGCCGACCAACAAAGCUACGACGGGUACGGAAAUGGCGCUCGGUGCGCAGGUCCUAGGAUACGCCAGCGCCCUGUGCUAUCUCGGAGCGAGGAUCCCGCAGAUUAUCAAGAACCAGCGAGAAAAGUCCUGCGAGGGGCUAUCACUGCUCUUCUUCAUGCUGAGCUUGUUGGGAAAUGCUACCUAUGGUGCAGGAAUCAUCUUCCAUUCUACCGAGAAAGAGUAUAUGCUUACCAAUCUCCCUUGGCUCAUUGGCUCGCUCGGCACAAUGGUCGAAGACGUAACCAUCUUCAUACAGUUCCGUGUUUUUGGCAGCGGAGAGUCGACGUCUGCCCUCGCGUAGCGUAGCAGAAUAUAAGAAGAAAGGUAGACGAGGCCCAACACGCCUCACACCACAGUCAUCAUAGAAUUGUUUUGGGUUUAUGGCAUCGAGCCAUGUAUAUAUGGGUUGGCUACGGUGCCUCAAAAGUCUGGGAUCAUUUGUUUCGCAUCUACUCUUUGGUCUACAAUACCCUAUCUAGACAGACACGGAUAGUGUUUUGCAUGUUGGGUUCUUGUACGCUUCGUGACGAAUAAUGUAUAUACAAUGUAAAGACGUCCAAAUCCCAAGUCAAUAGAGUCGGAGCCAGUCGCAUGCAAACAUGAGAUAUGUCAAGGUGUCCAAGGCAGACAUACAGCGCG
Messenger RNA from Cucurbitaria berberidis CBS 394.84, 1485 nucleotides. RefSeq names its product vacuolar membrane PQ loop repeat protein-like protein. The transcript has 3 exons. Gene Ontology annotation, biological process: basic amino acid transmembrane export from vacuole. Gene Ontology annotation, cellular component: fungal-type vacuole membrane. NCBI's taxonomy places the organism in Eukaryota, Fungi, Ascomycota, Dothideomycetes, Pleosporales, Cucurbitariaceae. The record is from RefSeq and is a predicted model, not a curated record. The coding region runs from base 239 to 1147 and encodes 302 amino acids.